This is a messenger RNA of Vitis vinifera (wine grape), 1665 nucleotides long. Its product is annotated as trans-resveratrol di-O-methyltransferase-like. The transcript is spliced from 2 exons. Bases 164 to 1249 code for a protein of 361 amino acids. Gene Ontology annotation, biological process: methylation. The record is from RefSeq and is a predicted model, not a curated record. Lineage: Eukaryota; Viridiplantae; Streptophyta; Magnoliopsida; Vitales; Vitaceae. Gene Ontology annotation, molecular function: protein dimerization activity; O-methyltransferase activity; S-adenosylmethionine-dependent methyltransferase activity.
UGAAAUAAUUGUCUCCAAAUGCCAACUCCAGAAGAGAUGCCGAGAAUUCAUGAGCACAUGACAUCACGUUAGUGGAAAAUGAAAGAAUGGCCCGACACGCUGUCCUCCAUAAUUAUUCAUCUAUGUAAGGGAAGCUGCAGGACAGGUCUAUGGUGAGCAGAGGAUGGAUCUCAUUCAUGGCGAGGGAGGAAGUGAGUUGUUUCAAGCUCAAUCUCAUAUGUACAAGCAUAUUUUUAACUUCAUAAAUUCCAUGGCACUCAAGUGUGCAGUUGAGCUAGGCAUACCUGACAUAAUCCACACCCAUAACCAUCCCAUCAGUCUUCCCCAGUUGGUCUCCGCCCUUCAUCUCCCCCCUACAAAAACCAGGUAUGUGAACCGGCUCAUGCGUGUGUUGGUGCAUUCGGGCUUCUUUGCCACAGCAAAAGUUCAUGAAAAUCAAGAAGAAGAAGAUGAAGGGUAUGUUCUCACAACUUCUUCUAGGCUACUCCUCAGCAAGGAUAACAAUAAUGUUCCCAACUUGUCAGCCUUCGUUCUGGCAAUGCUCGAUCCAGUCUUGGUAACUCCUUGGCACUUCCUAGGAGACUGGUUCAGAGGGAAUGACCUCACAGCAUUCGAUACUGCGCAUGGGAAGAGUUUUUGGGACUAUGGAAGCCAUGAUCAUAAAUUUUUCAACCUUUUCAAUGAAGCAAUGGCCAGUGAUUCUCGAAUGAUGAGUUUGGUCAUUAAAGAUUGCAGACCAGUUUUUGAGGGGUUGGGUUCGUUGGUUGAUGUAGGGGGCGGCAAGGGGCUUAUUGCCAGGAUCAUUUCCGAGGCCUUUCCUCAAUUGAAAUGUACAGUAUUUGACCUCCCACAUGUCGUUUCUAACUUUCCAGAGUGUGGGAACUUGAAGUAUGUUGGAGGCGAUAUGUUUCAGUCUGUCCCUACUGCAGAUGCCAUCCUACUUAAGUUGGUUUUGCAUUCUCUGAGUGAUGAGGAAUGCGUGAAGAUACUGAAAAAAUGCAGAGAAGCAAUUCCAAGCAAAGAGAAGGGAGGAAAGGUUAUUGUCAUAGACAUAGUGAUAAAUGAAAAGAAAGAAGAACAUGAUAUAACUGAAGCGAAGCUCCUGUUUGACCUACUGAUGAUGACUGUGGUUACUGGGAGGGAAAGAAAUGAGAAAGAAUGGGAAAAGCUUUUCUUGGAGGCUGGUUUCAGCCAUUACAAGAUAAACCCCAUAUUCGGUUUAAGGUCCCUUAUUGAGGUGUUCCCUUAGACUGAGAGUUCAGUUGUGUAUUAUGAGCUUGGGAUAUGAGUCCAAUGUUACUCUGCAGCAUGGUCACCGUUGUUGCAGACUCUACAAUUUGAUGUGCAGCAACUAAAUGGAAGAAUGGCUUCAAAUGGGCAGCAGAAUUACUGGUUGUUUCCAAUUAAUUAAGUUGUUACUUGGUUGUGUCUGUCUUAAAUUUCAUCCCAUUCAUGUUCCAUCUACACAAAUUUUGGGCUCUCUGCAGUCGGGGGAAAAAGGGCUGCUGGGAGGGUUCUUGAUCUCCUGGGAGCAACUGCUUUUUCCUUUCAGGCAGACGAUCAAAAACCAUGCAAGCUGGGAAAAUUUGUUGCUUGUAUUGAACAUUGAAUGGUGAGUUUUUCAACAUUAGAUUUACAGCAAUUAGCAAAAGUGGGGUUGUGAUC